AUGGGGCUGCGGGGCCGGGGCCGCCUCCUGCUGCUGCUGCUGCUGCUGGGGCUGGGGCUGCUGCCCGGCGCGGCGCGCGGCUUCGGGGAGGACGAGGAGCGGCGCUGCGAUGCCAUCCGCAUCGCCAUGUGCCAGAACCUGGGCUACAACGUCACCAAGAUGCCCAACCUGGUGGGGCACGAGCUGCAGGCGGACGCGGAGCUGCAGCUCACCACCUUCACCCCGCUCAUCCAGUACGGCUGCUCCAGCCAGCUCCAGUUCUUCCUUUGUUCAGUCUAUGUUCCAAUGUGCACAGAGAAGAUUAACAUCCCAAUAGGUCCCUGCGGUGGCAUGUGCCUUUCCGUCAAAAGAAGAUGUGAACCUGUUCUGAAAGAAUUUGGAUUUGCCUGGCCAGACAGUCUAAACUGCAGUAAAUUUCCACCCCAGAAUGACCACAACCACAUGUGUAUGGAGGGUCCAGGGGAUGAAGAGGUUCCCCUUCACAGCAAGACAUCCUUGCAGCCAGGAGAAGAGUGUCACACAAUGGGAUCUAAUUCAGAGCAGUAUAUCUGGGUAAAAAGAAGCCUGAGCUGUGUCCUUAAGUGUGGCUAUGAUGCUGGUCUCUAUAGCAGAUCAGCUAAGGAAUUCACUGAUAUCUGGAUGGCCGUGUGGGCUAGUCUGUGCUUCAUAUCAACAGCCUUCACAGUCCUGACCUUCCUGAUUGAUUCAUCCAGAUUUUCCUACCCAGAGCGCCCCAUCAUAUUUCUGAGCAUGUGCUACAAUAUUUAUAGCAUUGCUUAUAUUGUGAGGCUGACUGUAGGCCGGGAAAGGAUAUCCUGUGAUUUUGAAGAGGCAGCAGAACCUGUUCUUAUCCAAGAAGGUCUUAAGAACACAGGAUGUGCUAUAAUUUUCUUACUGAUGUAUUUUUUUGGGAUGGCUAGCUCCAUCUGGUGGGUGAUUCUGACAUUAACAUGGUUUCUAGCAGCAGGACUCAAAUGGGGCCAUGAGGCUAUAGAAAUGCACAGCUCCUAUUUCCAUAUUGCAGCUUGGGCUAUCCCUGCAGUGAAGACCAUAGUCAUCUUGAUUAUGAGACUAGUAGAUGCAGAUGAGCUCACUGGUCUGUGUUAUGUCGGCAACCAGAACCUAGAUGCACUCACUGGCUUUGUCGUUGCUCCGCUUUUCACCUACUUGGUUAUUGGAACUUUAUUCAUAGCAGCAGGCUUAGUGGCCUUAUUUAAAAUCAGGUCUAAUCUUCAAAAAGAUGGAACUAAAACUGACAAGCUGGAAAGACUGAUGGUCAAAAUUGGUGUCUUUUCAGUGCUAUACACUGUCCCAGCUACAUGUGUAAUUGCAUGUUACUUCUAUGAAAUCUCCAACUGGGCUAUCUUCCGCUAUUCAGCGGAUGAUUCCAAUAUGGCAGUGGAGAUGCUCAAAAUUUUCAUGUGUUUGCUGGUGGGUAUUACAUCUGGCAUGUGGAUUUGGUCGGCCAAGACUCUGCACACGUGGCAGAAGUGCUCUAACAGACUGGUGAACUCAGGGAAAGUGAAACGAGAGAAGAGAGCGGAUGGUUGGGUGAAACCUGGGAAAGGGAAUGAGACUGUGGUGUAAACAAAACCUCUGUGCUGACUUCUCUCCCAAGAAGGACUUGUGUAUAAACACUUGCAGUCGAAAUGUUGCUGGGAAGGUGUGGGGAGGUAAAGUACAAAAUCUGUCUCUGAAAAGAAGCCUUAAAGAAUAAGCAAUAAUUUCAAAAACAGAAUAACCAUAAACCGCCCUGCCUAAAAUACAAAAGCCCAGGGAGGCUUGGAACACUGUGAAAAAUCUGAACAUUUUGUCACAUUUUUGUAAAGCAGGUUGCAAUGUAUGAAUGUCAUUAGAAGCCACAGGGUCUUGCAUCUUGUUACUUGCAUUGCCGAUUUUCCUGAAUCAUGUUAUAGUGCAUAGAGGAUGAGGGUCAAGUUCUGGGCUGAUUUAGGGUCCAAUCCUGUGAGGGGCGGGUGCUCUCAGCUUCAGUUGACAGCAUCACUCCCUCUGAACUCAGUGUCUUAAGGCAGGGGUCCCCAAUGUGGUGCCCUUGGGUGCCACGGCGUCUAAGUGCGCCUGCAUACUGGCCGGCAGACAAGCAUCGCCAAAAUGCCGCUGACAAGCUGCGUCAUCCAGAGGCGUCGCUGCCAAAAUGCCACCGAUUUUU
Mauremys reevesii (Reeves's turtle) is the source of this 2170-nucleotide messenger RNA. It is a transcript of the gene FZD4, whose product is annotated as frizzled class receptor 4. Gene Ontology annotation, molecular function: Wnt receptor activity; Wnt-protein binding. The record is from RefSeq and is a predicted model, not a curated record. Gene Ontology annotation, cellular component: plasma membrane. The transcript has 2 exons. Lineage: Eukaryota; Metazoa; Chordata; Testudines; Geoemydidae. Bases 1 to 1587 code for a protein of 528 amino acids. Gene Ontology annotation, biological process: retina vasculature morphogenesis in camera-type eye; non-canonical Wnt signaling pathway; canonical Wnt signaling pathway.